AUGGCGGCCGCGAUGGCGCCCGCGCUGGGGCCGUCGCCGUCCUCGCGGCGACUCGGGGCGACGCCGUCGACGCGCGCGAGGGUCGCGCGCGCGCGCGUCGCCGUCGUCGUUCGCGCGAGGAGCGGCGAGGGCGUCGACGAUCGGAGUGCUCAGUCACCGAUUCCGACCCCGAUCGACGGCGCCGCGGCGGGGGGCGAUCCCGCGCGCGUCGCGCCGCCGCGCCCGCGCGCGCGCGCGACCGUCGUCGGCACCGUCCUCGGCGCGGCCGCGUUCGCGGUCGCGUCGCGCGCGCCGAUCGCGCGCGCGGCGCCGCCCUCCACCGCGACGGCGUCGACGUCGACGUCGACGUCUCGCGCGCAUUCGCGCCACGACGAAUCGUCGUCGUCGUCGUCGUCGUCGUCGUCGCGCGGCGCGACGCGCGUCGCCGACCUCGCGAGCGCGCGCCCCGUGGCGAAGAAGAGCGGGCACCGCGGCGAGCUCUCGAACCCAACGCUCGAUCCGUCCUCGCUGUCGUGGACGUCGUUCGCGACCGCGGUGGAGGCGACCGCGCGCGAGGCGGAGCAAAAGCUCGCGACGCAGUUCUGGCUCUACCUCACGAUACCGGUCGUCGCCGGCGUCCUCAACUGGCUCACGAACGCGCUCGCGGUGAAGAUGAUCUUCUCCCCGGAGGAGUACGUCGGGCUGGACAUCAAGCGGUGGCCGGAGACGCCCGCGGGGUUCUUAGGGUGGCAGGGCAUCGUGCCGUGCAAGGUGCGGAAGAUGUCCGAGACGAUGGUGGACCUGAUGACGAAGCGUCUGUUGGACGUCCGCGAGGUGUUCGGAAGGUUAGACAAGGCGGCGUGCGGGGAGUUGUUACUCCCCGGCGUGGACGCGAUCGCGAGCGGGGUGGUGGGGGAUAUAACGGAGAAAGGGAAGGCGUUACACUGGGUGAAAAGCAGCGGCGCGUUGGCCGUCGCGGGAAAGAGCGCGUGGCUGACGAAGCGCGCCGCCGCGCUCGCGCGUCGGCACGGCGCGGAGCUCGUCGCCGCCGUGCUCGGGGAGAUGCAGCAGCGCGUGCCGGAGGUGUGGGACGUGAAGACGCAGGUCGUGGGCGCGAUGACGCGGGAUAAGGGCAUCAUCGUCGAGCUGUUUCAGCGGUGCGGCAGAGAGGAGUUCAUCUUCAUUCGAAGGAGCGGGCUGUAUUUCGGCUUUCUCUUCGGCAUCGUGCAGAUGUUCCAGUGGCUGCUGUGGGACCCGUGGUGGAGCCUCGCCGUGGGCGGCGCCGCGGUCGGCUACGCCACCAACUGGCUCGCGCUGACGCUCAUGUUCUCGCCCGUGAACCCGGUGCGGCUGCCGUUUGGGCUGACGCUCCACGGCGCUUUCCUGCGACGGCAACACGAGGUCUCGGGCGAGUUCGCGGAGCUCCUGCGGCGACGCGUCCUCACCGCGGAGCUCAUCUGGAAAGAGAUUCUGACGUCGCCUGGCACACGGGACGUGUUCAGGGACAUCCUGCGGCGGAAGACGAUGGACCAGAUGGAGAAGGCGCGCGCGUUCGACCCCGCGAUCGGGCUCGCCGCCGCCGUCGUCGGCUCCAAGUCGUGGAACGCCGUCGUCGACGCCGUCGCGACGAGGGUCGAGGCGGACCUCCCGAAGCACCUCCCGCUCGUGUACGCGUACAGCGACGAGAGGUUGGACCUGGAGAAGACGCUUCGGGAGAAGAUGCGCGGGCUGAGCGGGGAGGAGUUCGAGGGCGUGUUGCACCCGGUGUUUCAAGAGGACGAGCUGACGUUGAUUUUGGUGGGGGCGUUCUUAGGGCUGCUCGCGGGGUUCGCGCAGGCGAUUUUCGUGUUUUAA
Messenger RNA from Micromonas pusilla CCMP1545, 1833 nucleotides. RefSeq lists its product as uncharacterized. Lineage: Eukaryota; Viridiplantae; Chlorophyta; Mamiellophyceae; Mamiellales; Mamiellaceae. The transcript has a single exon. The record is from RefSeq and is a predicted model, not a curated record. Bases 1 to 1833 code for a protein of 610 amino acids.